Calliphora vicina (urban bluebottle blowfly) is the source of this 881-nucleotide messenger RNA. RefSeq names its product 28 kDa heat- and acid-stable phosphoprotein. Gene Ontology annotation, cellular component: cytosol. Gene Ontology annotation, molecular function: RNA binding. Lineage: Eukaryota; Metazoa; Arthropoda; Insecta; Diptera; Calliphoridae. The transcript has a single exon. The record is from RefSeq and is a predicted model, not a curated record. Bases 146 to 715 code for a protein of 189 amino acids.
UGAGUGUGUUGUGUGUAUUGACUUGUCAGACUCAACUGGUAUAAAAAGUGUGAACGCAAUAAAUUUUGCAAAAACGAAAUUUAUUGAAAAAAACAUUGUUAAACAUUUAAUUUAACAACAUCUAUAAAACUAAACAUAAUUAAAAAUGCCACGUGGUAAAUAUGUGAAUCACAAAGGACGUAGCCGCCACUUUACCUCUCCCGAAGAAUUGCAGCAAGAAAGCGAUGAGGAGAGCAGCAGCGCAGAGUCAUCGGGUGAGGAAGACGAUCAACCUGGUGGUAGCAGUAGUAAAGCACGCGGUGCCAAACCAAAAUCCGCUGCUCCUGCUGGCAAAAUGCCCACAAGCAGUGAAGAAUCUGAUGAAGAUUCAGAAGAUGAUCGUGGUGCUAAUAAAGGUGUUGCCGGCCUAAUUGAAAUUGAGAAUCCCAAUCGUGCUGUCAAAAAGGCCACACAGAAAGUAGCGAAAAUUAAUAUAGAUGGUGAUGAGCCAGCUCCAAAACCAGAAUUGUCCCGAAGAGAUCGUGAACAAAUCGAAAAACAAAAAGCUCGCCAGCGUUAUGAGAAAUUGCAUGCCGAAGGAAAAACCGCUCAGGCUAAAGCAGAUUUAGCCCGUCUAGCUUUAAUAAGACAACAACGUGCUGAUGCAGCCGCCAAACGGGAAGGAGAAUUGAAAAAGAAGGCAACCGAUGACAAGAAAGCAGCUGGCAAAGCAUAGGCAGGGACAUCACCGCAACGGCACUUAUUUCUUCAAUCUUUCUCUAUUUUUUUUUUUUAAUUACUAUUAGUAAACAAAUAUUUUUUCUAUAUAAUUAAAAUAUCUAAACAAUUGCAAUGUUUUUUUAUAUGUAACAUGGAAAAUAUAUACUAAAAUAUAUUUUAAA